AUGGGGCUACAAACACGAAUAUCGCCUUUUCUUAUACAAUGCUUCGUAUCAGCAGGAGUGACAUUAAACAUGUCUGGAAUGGGACUGGUGAUGGGAUUCUCUACGGUGCUGCUCCCACAGUUGGAGAAACCAGACUCAGCAAUACAAAUAGAUGAGUCAUCAGGAUCUUGGAUAGCCUCCAUUCCAGGAAUGGCUAUCAUCGUUGGCAACUUCAUGCUACCAACUUUGAUGAAUAAGUUUGGAAGGAAAACUGCUAAUUUAAUCAGUAUCAUGACUUUCAUUACCGGCUGGUUAUGCCUUAUCUUUUCUAACACCACUGGUUUGAUGAUCGCUGCCAGAUUCUUACAAGGCAUCGCAAUGGGAUUGAUUGUUACCUUGGGACCCAUUUUAAUUGGCGAAUAUACCAGUCCUAGAAACCGAGGAGCAUUUCUAAUGUCUAUAUCGAUAUCUUUAGGUAUAGGAGUAUUUUUAAUACAUAUAUUAGGUAUAUAUUUACAUUGGCAAACGACAUCUAUGAUAUGUAUUGGUAUUGCUGUAAUAACUAUGUCAAUAGUUAUACUAUCACCUGAAUCACCGAGUUGGUUGGCAAAUCAAGGAAGGUAUGAAGAAUGUAAUAAAGUAUUCAGAUACUUGAGAGGGCAUAACGAGGAAGAUGAAUUACGAAAGAUGAUAGAAGCCAGUGUUAUUUCCAAGGAAGAUAGAGAGAAGAAACUAGCUGCACCAGAAACAAUUGCAGCUAAAAUAGAAGUAGCUGUAAGUUAUCUGAAGAAAACAUUAAAGGAAAGAGCAUUUUAUAUGCCAGUAAUAAUAAUGUUUCACGUAUACACAAUGGCACAAUGGAGUGGUGUGAAUAUAUUCACUUCAUACUUGAUAGAUCUCGUUGAAAACGUCACAGGAUUGAAGGAAAAUAUUGACAUUAUUAUCAUUUCUAUUGAUAUACAAAGAAUAGUAACAAGUACUGUUGGUCUGAUUCUUAUAAAGAAGAUUCGUAGAAGACUUCUAAUACUGAUCACUGUUAGUUCAAACUUUGUAAUGUAUCUUAUUAUAGCUGGAUAUACUUAUGCUAGACAAAAUGAUUGGCUUCCCUACGACAGUCCUUAUAUUGGUUUGUUACUAAUACAUUUACAUAUGUUCUUCAUAGCAGCUGGAACAUUACCAAUAUCUUUUGUGUUAUCUGGGGAAAUCUUUCCGUUAGAAUAUAAAGGUAUUGCUGGAGGAAUCAGUACUGUGUUUAUGUCUAUGAAUGUUUUCAUUACAGUUAAAACUGUACCAUUAUUUUUAAAUACUGUAGGAUUUUCAGGGACGUAUCUAAUAGAUUCCGUUGUUCUUGGUUACUGUCUUAUAGUAAUAUGUUGGUUGUUACCAGAGACUAAAGAUAGGACGCUUCUAGAAAUUGAAGAAGAGUUUAGGAGUAAAAAAGGAAGUGUACCAUAA
This is a messenger RNA of Achroia grisella, 1434 nucleotides long. Its product is annotated as facilitated trehalose transporter Tret1-like. Gene Ontology annotation, cellular component: membrane. The record is from RefSeq and is a predicted model, not a curated record. The transcript is spliced from 3 exons. Bases 1 to 1434 code for a protein of 477 amino acids. NCBI's taxonomy places the organism in Eukaryota, Metazoa, Arthropoda, Insecta, Lepidoptera, Pyralidae. Gene Ontology annotation, molecular function: transmembrane transporter activity. Gene Ontology annotation, biological process: transmembrane transport.